AUGGCAUCCACCGAAGGCCAGUGUGCUGUCUGCUCCAAACCUGGCAAGCUCUGCUCCAGCUGCCAAAACAUUCACUACUGCGGACGUGACUGUCAGAAGGCUGAUUGGGCAGUCCACAAGCUGCUCUGUCGCGCCUUCAAGGCCGUACGCGAGCCACCAGGCCCCAACAUGAUGCGUGUCCUCGUCUUCCCUGUCAACAACGCUAAGCCUGAGUUCCGUUGGAUGCCCAUCAGACCUACAAAGGUCCAACGCCCAGAGACUGGCUUCUUGUUCGGCACCGGAAAUCAGUACCUGAAAAACGCGCCUGCCGAGACCGAUUUCAGAAGCUUGAUUCAGGACCCUAAGAUUGGCGAAAGACUGCGCCACCGUAUCACCAUUCAGUUCCGCGAGGCAUCCCAGAAGGACGGCUCCUUGCCCAACGCUUCCAUCCAAAGUCCCGUCGGCGGCCCUCCCGCCUUGAAGCUGGCAGGUCUCGUUAUUGCCUACAGCAAUGUCGACGUCAAGCGGGGUGAGGAAGCCAAAAACACCAAUCUGGAUACAUCAGAUCUCAACAUCAUUAAAGACUGGUUCUCUCAUGGUUUCUUCGAGUGCAAGGACGAGCAAUUCUACGAAGAAAGACUCACCAGAAAAAAUGGCUAUCUCAACCUGGCCGGUGUCAAGGAAAGCUUCGAGACCUGGGAGGCAGAGCAGCGAGCCAAACCUGCCCGUCAAUGGACUCUAGAGGACUUGAGCUCGCUUGCAAUGCUUCCUAAAAUAGGAAAAGGCCAAACCCCUCCAGCUGAGAGAGACUUCUCAAUCCCCGUGAGCAAGGAGGAGUCAGCUUGGAGAGAAGAGCAGAAGACCAGUGGUCGCUCGUUCAGUACCAAUGAUAUGCAGGAGACGGUGGAGUGUAACCCUUGGCUUGCUAACGCGCUACCAUCGUUCUCCAAGAACAAGAAGUAG
Messenger RNA from Aureobasidium musti, 942 nucleotides. Lineage: Eukaryota; Fungi; Ascomycota; Dothideomycetes; Dothideales; Saccotheciaceae. The record is from the annotation of a GenBank genome assembly.